Cercospora beticola is the source of this 10664-nucleotide messenger RNA. NCBI's taxonomy places the organism in Eukaryota, Fungi, Ascomycota, Dothideomycetes, Mycosphaerellales, Mycosphaerellaceae. The record is from RefSeq and is a predicted model, not a curated record.
CAACUCGCGCUCCCUUUCGACAGUUUGCUGAGCACUGUGAAAAUGUGGACGCACGAGCUGCUGAAGCUUUUUGGAAGCCGCGUUUCCCACACAUGGCUGCUAUAUUUCCCGACGUCGCUACAAACUACACUCCUCGAACGACAAGUUCACUUCAUCACUGCUGUCAGCUUCCGUCAGACAGCAAAACGCCCGCCAACCAGCUGCCUUAUUACAUCGAGGCUGCCUGGGCGCAUACAUCUUCGAUAUACACUGGCCAAUCGGCAGUGGCAUAUGGACUGGUUUUGUCCGGCCGAACAUCUCAACUGGGCAUAAUUGGUACCACUCUCGGUCCGACAAUUGCUACCAUACCGGUACAGGCGAACGUGAAUCCGGAGUCGACGAUCAGCGAGCUUGUCAAAGAACGUGCGAAAGAACGGCGGCAAGCUUUUUCCCAUGCUGCACUACAAUUCGAUCCACUCCAAAUUCGAGCACUGAAUGCUGAGUCCAGACGCGCGUCACAGUUCACGACAAUCCUCGAUAUCAACACAUCGUCUCUCGCUGGGCCGGUCAACGAUCAUGUGCUCCUGAACGCCGAAAGCCAAGGAGUCUCAUUAUCAGCUCUUGUUCUGCAAAUUUCCAUUCAAGAGGGGACCAUCAUAGUCGAUGCCAGCUAUGAUCCGUAUAUCAUCUGUGAGCGCCAAGUAAGGCGGACGCUACAUCAACUCGACCACAGUCUCCAACUAUUUCUGGAAGGUCCAGCAGACCGCAAGCUCGAGGAACUUGCAACUAUCAGCGCCGAGGAUUGGAGGGAAGUGUUCGAAUGGAAUGAGACGUUGCCUCAACCGACUCAACAGUGUCUACAUGAGCUUUUCCAGGAUCGCGCACAUCUUCACGCCAACAAGAGAGCGAUUGAGGCCUGGGAUCGCAACGCAACAUACGAAGAAUUGGACAUGCUUUCUACAGAACUGGCCUUGCGGCUUAUUGGCUCUGGCGUGAAGCCUGGGGAUGCUGUGCUCAUACAUUGCGGACGAUCUUGCUCCGCAGUCAUCUCCAUUCUUGCCGUCUUGAAAGCAGGAGGCUGCUGCAUCCCGUUGGAGCCUACUGAGUCUCGAACGACGAAAGAGAUCAUCACUGCGCAAUCAAAAGCCAAAUUCAUUAUCGCAUUGGAUCCGUCAAAAGAUAUUCAUGGACUCGUAGAGACAACGAUUAUGGCCCACGCAGCAUCGCUCGACGAAGAGUGCGAGGUUCCUGGUCUCCCUUCGAUUUCCGCUGAUCAACUGGCAUACGUUCUCUUUGAUACUGGCUCAACUGGCGUACCGAAGGGCGUUAUGCUCGAACAUCAAAGCAUAGCCACUUCUCUGCUCACACUUGGAGCUUUCCUCAAGUGGAGACCUAACAUCAGAGGUCUGCAAUUCGCCUCGCUCAGAUGCAACGCUUUUCUGGUAGAGAUGCUGGGGCCACUGCUUUUCGGAGGUUGCGUUUGCAUACCUUCGAUCGAAGAGCGCGACACAAAGCUCCCCGCAUACAUCAUAUCGAAGCAAGUAAAUUAUGCACAGCUGACCCCAUCAGUGCUGCGCUCGCUAUCGCCCGAGGCUUGUCCUACAUUGAAGACCAUUCAAUCGAUUGGCGAGGCAAUCGACGCCAAGGCUGCCGGCAUAUGGAGUGAUGUAACUUUUGUCAAUGGCUGGGGCGCGAACGAAGCUUCGAUGCAAAGUUCUCUCAACAUAAUCUCACCAGAGAGCCAUUAUCCUCACGCUAUCGGUCGUCCUUCAGGCUGCGCUCUGUGGCUCAUCGACCCAGAGAAUGUACACAAAUUGACAUCAAUCGGAGCUAUUGGUGAGCUCGUCAUCGAAGGAACGACUGUGGCCAGAGGUCAUCUGAACGAGGACGCGGAACACGUCGAAUCGUUCAUUAGCCCACCUGUAUGGGCCCCGCUACGAACUGCGAAGAGGCGAUUCUAUCGCACUGGCGAUCUGGCACGCUUCCUACCUGAUGGUAAAAUCGAAUAUGUUGGCUGUAAGGACAAUCAAGUCAAGAUUCGAGGCCAGCGUUUCCAACUUGAAGAGGUCGAACGUGCUAUCCUCAGCUGUGAUGCCGUGCGUGAGGCCGUGGUUGCCUUGCACAAGGUCGGCAAUCACAAAUAUUUGGUGGCGGUUCUGAGCUUGGAAGAUGGGUCCUUACCAAGUGAAGAAGAACUGAAAGAACUGGACUGCGACGCCAGCAGAAAGACUCUUGUGGCAAUUCGAGUGCACGUCAAACAGAACUUGCCAACACAUAUGCUUCCCAAAUACUGGAUUGCAGUUGAGAAGUCGCCAUUGACUACGGAUCCGAAAAGGGAUCGAAAUGCCAUCAAAAAUUGGCUGGAGAGUCGAGACCUGACUUCUGAUGAUUUGGCUGUCUCGCACGAGUCUCCUUCUGUGAAUGUGCCAUAUUCGAAUGCUGAGAGGGCACUGCAAGAAGUCUGUGCUUCUGUCCUCAGGGUGCAGACUUCUCAGAUCGACUUGCAACACUCUUUCGACGACAUGGGAGGCAACUCGAUCAGUGCAAUUCAAAUUGCCCAACGCUUGAUGAGACGCGGGCAUCGAAUUACGAUAGCCAACUUGCUGGAAAGCUCGAGCUUGUUGGACCUGGUCCGUGACAUCGGAAGUGCGGAGCAAAUGACGGGUGUGCACGAAGAGCGGCUCGAAGAGGAGGAGUUCGACAUCAGCCCGUUCCAAAAGCUCUUUCUGCAGCACAGCAACGAAGUGGCAGGCAGUAGCUUUCGUGAAAAUUUGUUGCUAGAGCUUCCGUCUACCUAUAGCCCGGUGGAAGUCGAGACUGCGUUACAGAGGCUUGUUCGGCAUCACGCAUCGCUUCGCACCACUUUCGUCCCUCAAAGCGAUGGGUCGUGGAAAUCAAAGUUGGCGGUCGAGAAUGUACUUCACUUCGAGCAUCGAAAAGCUGGCGAUGAAUUGACACCCAUAACUACUUUCGACGAGGUGCAGAAGUCUUGGGAUAUCGUGGACGAGCCUGUAUUUGGUGCAAAACUCAUUGACAUGGUCGAUGACAGCCGCUUUCUGCUACUUACAGCACAUCAGCUUUCAGUGGAUGCCGUGUCGUGGGACAUCAUACGGCAACAACUUGAGGCGCUACUGGAUGACCCUGGGGUGCAACUGCCUCGAAGUGCAUCAUUUAGCUCCUGGACGCGUCAUGCUCAUAAUCUCCCGACAGCAGACCACGCUCUAGAGUGGCCUCGAGCUGAUCGCGGAGUCUGGAGCAUGUCGGAUCAACCCUUCUUGAAUGGAGACAGAGCUACAGCGGCAUUCAAAUUGAGUCAUGGGACAAGUGAGCUCUUAUUGCACGCUGCGAACGAAACGUUCAAGACCACCCCAGCCGAGCUCCUCCUCGCAGCAUUGUGGAUGUCAUUCCAGCAGAGCUUUCCAGAUCGAGGAAGCCCUGCUCUAUACGUAGAAGGCCACGGACGGCAAAUAGGGCAUACCGACUGCAAUCUGGCAGGGACAGUUGGAUGUUUCAACGUCCUUUUUCCUGUCGUACUGGAAAGCGCAGAUUCGACCUUUUCGAUCGAGCAUAUUGUUCCCGCGAUAAAGGACGCAUAUCGCCAAGCAUUCAACUCAGCAGUCGCAUCGUUCGCUCAGACGAUGUUAGGUGACAAACCUUUGCUCCUCGGCGACGUGGAGAUUCUGUUCAGAUUCAGAAAUGAAAGAACGCAGAAUGACAAUUCUCUAAAGCUUUACGACCGAAAUACCUCACUCGAAUCGCAUCGUGUUGGCGGGCAAAAGCAAGUGGGUCUCAUCACGGUCGUCGUUGCAGUUGUCGCAGAAGAGAUCGACUUCAGAUUUGAUUGGAACAAUCAGAUGGCCCAUCAGGAUCACUUGAGGGACCUUGUGAUACAACUUGAGCAGUAUCUGCCGGAAAUGGCCACGCUACUCUGCAAUCGAGCGCCCAGAUUGACCAGGGCAGAGAUACCACUCCUCGAGCUUGACGCACCCGGGCACAUCGAGCAAGCUAUUAGGGACCUUGGAAUAUGUCCGGAUGAUGUCGAGGUGGUACACCCAGUGUCUGCCACGCAGGAAACGGUUCUACUCUCUCAAGCCCAGAGCACAGACGAUGUGUACACGAAUCAAGCCUUGCUCAAGCUUACGCCUGCUGAGAACCAUAGCAUUGACAUGAAACGACUCGAACAGGCCUGGAAAGCCGUUUGCCAAGCACAUCCUAUGCUCAGGACCAUCUUCGCGAAUGGAAUCAGUUCUACAACAGCAUUCGUGCAGAUUGUUCUGAGGGAAGCAAAGCCUACUAUCAUCCACGUCAAGUCCGACGGCAAUGAUGAAUGCCGGGAACUUGAAUAUAAACUGGCGCCAACUGAUCCAUCUCACCGCCUACAGAUCCGCGCUCUUCCCGACUCGGGUGAGGUGAACGUCGUACUAGAAAUCAAUCCUGCCCUUGCUGAUGCCACGGCUCUGGCAUUGAUUAGCAAACACCUUGCAAUUGCCUACAACAGUCCGGAAAGCUUGAGAAAAGAAGAUGACUUUGCAAAGUAUCUCGUAUGGUCACGAGAAAAGGAGGAGCCGUCUCGAGAAUACUGGAAGACAUAUCUGGCCGACCUCAGCGCAUGCCGACUCCCAACGUUUGCUUCACCCAACGCUUCAGUGAUUACUUCGGAUACCAACUACAUCGACGCCACAUUUGACGAUGUCGACAUAAUGCAUAGCUUCUGCCAGAAAAGCGGCGUCACAAUCGCUGACUUCAUACAAGUUGCAUGGGCCAUGGUCUUGCGCCGUCUCACUGGCUCCGAAGACGUCGCUUUCGGGUACAUGUACUCUGGGCGCGAUCUCUUCGAUAGCGCCGAAGAAAUAGUGGGACCACUAUCGUCGUUACUGACCUGUCGCUUUGACCUCGGCCUUGAUUCAAAGGUCGCGGCGCUCCUGGACAAAGCCAAAGCUGAUCUGUCCAACAGCAUUGCUCACUUUGCCUGCUCGCUACCUGCUCUUCAAGUUUCUCUUGGUCAAGGAAGCGAAUCACUGUUCAAUACCGCUUUGGCUAUCCAGCAUGAACCGCCAUAUGACUCAGCAGAUGAGGAUGAGGCUCUACUCAAAGUCAUACCAGCCGUGAUCGAUGAGCACAGCGAUCAUGCUGUAACACUCAGAGUGUGCCUCUCGAAACAGGUCAUGCGAGCAAGGUUGAUAUAUCAGAAGGCGCUCAUCCCGAUGCAGUUCGCCUCCGAAAUUCUGGAAGUCCUUGACAAUGCGAUAUGGAACCUGGCCCAGGCCGCAAAUGCCACUGCCGUGAGGAGCAUCAUCGGCGAAUGUGAUAACUUAAGCAAUUACGAGCUUGGGCUGAUCCAAAAAUGGAAUGCCAGGGCGCCACAGGUCGUCAAGGGCACUUUGCAUGACCGCUUCAGGCAGGUCGCUGCUCGGAAUCCUCUUGCUCCAGCAAUCUGCUUCGGAGAUCGCGGGAUGAGCUAUGGUGAACUGAAUGCACUUUCUGAUCAUCUUGCGAGCGAUCUUUACUCUCGACGUGGCGUUCGCGCCGAACACGUCGUUCCGGUCUUUUGCGGCAAGGGCUUUGAAGCGGUCAUCUUCAGGCUAGCAGUGAUCAAAGCUGGAGGCGCUUUUCUGGGUUUGGAUGCCGAGCUUUCGGACGAACGUCUCGCUGACAUGCUACAAAAUCUUGAGAUCCCGACCAUACUUGCCCACGCAUCGACUGCAGUCCGAGCUCGGACCCUCACAAGCGGAAAAGUGAUCAGCCACGAUCUCCAGUCUAUCAAGGGCCUGCCACACAGAUCACCCCCAUCAUCGCUGGUCAAUCCUGAUCAGCCAGCUUACUGUACUUAUUCCUCAGGACACACCGGAAAGCCGAAAGCAGUCCUCGUCAGACAUUCGAAUAUCGUCACAAGCCUGAUCAGCUCCAUGGAUCGACUUGGAGUGACAUACGAGACCAGGCUAUUUCAAAUGUCGGGCCUCGCUUCAGACGUCAGCAUUAUCGAGAUCUUUCAGACACUUCUGGCCGGUGGCUGCGUCUGCUUCCCAACGUCGCAAGGAAGCGUCGACCAUAUGGAGGACCAACUCACUCAGAUGCGUGCCAACCUCGUCUAUCUGACGCCUACUGUGGCCGAGGUCAUGAGCCCUGCCAGAGCCUCUCCACUAGACACAGUGGUUCUGAGGGGUGAACCCGCCACCGUUGAGGCUGUUCAGAAAUGGCAUGGUAACGUGCGCCUGCUGAACUGCUAUGGCACUGCUGCCGCUACGGGCAUCACUAGUUGUAUCGACAUAUCCCUGUCCCAGAUCUCGAACAUUGGACUUCCAUUUGCUUGUCGUUACUGGGUUGUUGAUAGCAACAACCACGAUCAGCUUGUUCCUAUUGGCCAUUCCGGAGAGCUUUUGAUCCAAGGGCCGAAUGUCGCACAGGAGUACCUCAAAGGUUCGAUGAGGACUUCGGAGUCCUUCAUUACUGCUCCUCUCUGGACCAAGUCAUUGCCGGGCUUCAGAGAUACAACGACGCAGCCCUUCUACAAGACUGGAGAUAUUGUAAUUCAAAAUGUGGAUGGAACGAUCGAGUACAUUGACCGGAAAUAUCGUCAGUUCAAGCUGAGUGGAUUGCCAAUUGAGCUUGGCAAGAUCGAGAGUCAUCUUCGAAAGCAUGCAGGCUCUGACUGGCAUGUUGUAGCCGAGUUGAUCCACCCCAAGCGGCAAUCUGAGGAUCCAUUUCUGGCCGCCUUCAUGGCUCGUGCUGGCAGAGUCAUCACAGACCCUCAAUCCUCAACUCGUGAUCAAGCACUACCUCCAUUGCCCAAGAUUGCCCGCAGGUUGCACAAGACGCUCGCCAUUGCUUUACCGUCAUACAUGGUGCCAAAAGUCUACAUUCCUGUUCGAGAUCUGGUACUCAAUGCAUCGGGCAAGACUGACCGCAAACGGCUUCGAGGUAUUGCCGAAGCUAUGACAGCAGACCAGGUACUUCGGUACAAUGCACUCAGCUUGGCUCGAAAAAAUACAUCGAUGUCAACCAGGGCUCUGGAGGAUAACAUCGAGUUGAGCGCUUAUAAAAUGCCACCAAAUGCUACAGAGAUCAAGCUGCGACAGCUUUGGUCUAGCAUCUUAUCACUUCCUCCCUCUUCAAUAUCUUCGGACAGCGAAUGGUCCAGCGUUGGUGGCGAUAGCUUCAAAGCCAUGAACCUAGUUUCUGCUGCAAGAGAGCAUGGCCUGGCCCUCACCGUCGCUGACAUCUUCCGCGCUUCGACCCUCGAACAACUCAGCCGGCUAGCGCUGUCCCACUUCACAGCGACUGUGCCAAUGAAAGUCAAGGACGAGAUCGCUCCAUUUUCUCUGCUCACGAUCUCUGCUGAGCUCGCUCGGGAGGAGGCUGCCAGACUAUGCGGAGUACACACCUCUCAGGUUGAGGACGUAUAUCCUUGCACUCCAAUGCAAAGGACACUUAUGGCUUUGUCAUCGCGUCAAAAAGGUGCGUUUGUAUGCCGCAUCAAGAUUCAUCUUCGUCAAGGAAUUUCAGUCGGACGUCUCCAGCGCGCAUGGGCCAGACUAGUGGAAGAGACCCAGAUAUUGCGCACCAGAAUCAUUGAUAUCCCUGGUCUGGGCAUCAUGCAAGUUGUAGUCGAUGAGCCUGUUUACUGGUUGAAAUGCGACUCCAGAAACCUGGAGCCAGGAACAGAAACGGAACUUGGAUCUUUGCUCAAUCAUCCUGAGAUUCAGGUCGACUCUUCGGACGGAGCAUUGGUAUGGACAGCUCACCAAGCUGUCUACGACCAAUGGACUUUGCCAUUACUCUUGCAGAACCUUGAACGUCAUUACUUCGAAGAGCCACAUCAGCCUUUGAAUUCUAUCCAGCACUUCGUAAGUCAUGUCUCGGACGUGACGCAGCAUGGAGCUGGUGUUGCGUAUUGGCGUAACCAGUUCGAUGGAUUGGAGUCUCUGCAAUGGCCGGCCCUGCCAUCUCCAUCUUACGAACCCUUGGUCGACUCCAGAUUCGCACAUGAGAUUCGCAACCUUGCUGCUCCUCCACGCUUCACGUUGUCAUCCGCCAUUCGAGCCGCCUGGGCAACAUUGAUCUCGCAGUACACUGGAGCUUCUGAAUCUACCUUCGGUGCUGUAGUCAACGGAAGAUAUGCUGACCUUCAUGGCAUCGAUCGUGUUGCUGGACCUACAUUGGCCACGGUGCCUAUACGAAUCACCGUGAAUCCUCGAUCUUCCGUUGCGGAUCUCCUCACUUGUGUUCAACAGCAGGCAGUCGAUAUGAUAAAGUGGGAACAAACAGGACUGGUGAAUAUUCAACAGUGUAGUCCCGAAGCCAGACUCGCCUGCCGCUUCCAGUCACUGCUCAUGAUCCAGUCAGCUGAGCAUCUGAGUUCGAGCGUGGCUCAAAAUAGCAAAUUAUUCUCUGGCGUCGAGUUUGUCGACAACUCGGCGGGCGAUGGCCUCGGCUCCUUCAUUGGCUGUGCACUGGUGUUGGAAUGCGAGCAACAUAACGGGGACCUCAAGCUGCGUUUCAAGUUCGACUCGGGUGUUAUCAGCGAGCAGUUCAUGUGCAGGAUUGCACAACAAUUCGAGACGAUCCUGCGCAGACUUUGCAGUAAUUCCGCGGCUGACUCGCGUCUCCGCAUGUCUAGCGUUAUGAGUCCUGGGGACAACGACUUGAGACAGAUCUGGAAGUGGAAUAGCAAUCUACCGAAGUCUGUUGACAAGUGCGUCCAUCACAUAUUGAAACCAGUUUUCGCAAAGCGACCAGCCUCGACAGCACUGCAAGCUUGGGACGGAAUCCUCACGUACGGCCAGCUUGAUGCAUUGACAGAAAAGCUCUCGCGUCAUUUGAUUGAGCUGGGCGUUCGUCCGAACACAAAUGUGCCUCUGUUCUUUGAACAGUCGCUUUGGUGUCCGGUCGCAGCAGUAGCUGUCACGAAAGCAGGCGCUACAUCAGUCAUGGUGGAUGCCACGCUGCCGAAGGACCGCAUCCAAGCGAUACUCAAGCAGGUAAAGCCUGGUUUGGCUCUCACCUCUUCCAAGCAGGUAGCGUUGCUUCAGGAAAUGACGCCUGUACCACUCAUGAUUGUUGAUCAUGCACACAUCGACGAGAUUGUUCUUGAGAGCGAAGAGGACACUUUUGAGCUUGUCAGACCGGACGAUGCACUCUAUGUUGCUUUCAAGAGUGGGAGCUCUGGCCCGCCGAAGGGAGUCAUCGUCACCCAUGCCAACUUUUGUAGUGCGCUGCAUCAUCAAGCAAAGACCGUUGGCCUGAUCGACACCAGUCGGAAUCUUGAUGUCUCCCCUUAUGGCUCCGAUAUGGCCUGGCACAACCUCUUUCACACACUGUACGCUGGUGGCUGUCUGUGCAUUCCCAACGAAGAAUGGAGAACAGACAUUCCCGGAGCUGUGCUCGACCUCAAUGCGAAUUUCCUGUCGACAACGCCAGCGAUAGCAGCUUCUCUGGAUGUUGAAGCUCUUCGUAAGUUGGAUGCUAUCCAGAUCUUUGGAGAGGAGCCCAGUGCAGAGCUGCUUGAGAGACUUCAGCACAACGUGAAGCAGUAUCGUAAUGCCUACAGCGCAACCGAGUGUACUUCAACUGCGCUUGGCUCCAGCAAUCCACUUCAUUCAUCACACAUUGGCGUUGCAGAUGGUCUUGUGCCGUGGAUCGUGGAUCCUUCGAGCAAAGAGCUCGUUCCCAUCGGCUGUGUGGGAGAGCUGUGGCUUGAAGGGCCGCUUGUAGCCAGAGGAUACCUCACUGAAGCCGAGCAGUCCUCUGACGCCUUUGUGGAUGCUCCUAAUUGGCUUCGAAACGGUACGAGUACAUGUGCAGGCCGGCAAAGUAGAGUGUACCGCACUGGAGACCUUGCUCGAUACGAGGAUGAUGGAAGUCUGAGCUUCGUUGGGCGCCGAGAUCGUCAAGUAGUAAUCCGGGGACAGAGACUGGAUCUUGCCGAAGUGGAACGCCAUGUCAAGCGAUGUUUCUCUACUGCAAAUCGAGGCAGUGCCGAUGUCGUGGUGGAGGCCAUUCCGGGCCCGCUGAACGGCGACACCAUUCUGACUACAUUCGUGGCGCCGCGCCAGAAUCAAGCAGAAGCCGCUGCAGAUAUUGUCGAACAAUUGAUCAGCGGGAUCAGCAAUCGACUGGCCGAGUCGUUGCCUACUUAUAUGAUCCCAACUGUGUUCAAGGCACUGGCUGAGAUACCACUCACAUCGAACGGGAAGGCAGAUCGCAGGCGAAUACGAGAGCUCACAGCAUCAUUGCUGAACGUUAACGGAGCCUCGAGAUCGGGCGCAGUGAUAGCGCCAGCAAACGACACGGAGAUCACUCUUCGAGACAUUUGCGCCGAAGUCCUCACGAUCAGUCAUAAUGCAAUCUCCGUUGAAGCCAGCUGGACCCAGCUCGGUGGCGAUUCAGUCACAGCCAUGCAGGCUGCAGCAAGGGCCAAGAAGACAGGAUUAAAUCUCAGAACCGAGCACCUCAUGUAUGGCCAUGCACUCCGUGAUAUUGCAAGAACGAUUGAUCCUGCUCAUGACAAUUGUGGCGAAACGGCAUCCGUCGAAACCUGCUCAAGCCGGGCAGCCUCUCCGGAUACAGAUGAUUUUGAGCUUACACCUGUCCAGCAAUGGUGUCUCGAGGAACACCCCACUGGCACCAAAUUUGAUGUCCCGAUAUACCUCGAGCUAGAGUCUAUGCUCGGUUCUCAGAACUUGUGA